This is a messenger RNA of Paramecium sonneborni, 540 nucleotides long. Lineage: Eukaryota; Ciliophora; Oligohymenophorea; Peniculida; Parameciidae. The record is from the annotation of a GenBank genome assembly.
AUGAAUUAAUUUUAAUCAAUUAGAGAAGGCUAUGAAGAAAUGGGUCAUCAAUAAUAUUAUCAAUAACACGGCUCCAAUUAUCAAAAUCCUCAUGAACAUAAAAUUAAAUAGCUACUCUUAAUUGCAUUAACUGAAUGGAAACCUAAACUAACCAAAGUGCUUGAUUUAGCUUGUGGAAGUGGGGAAAUCACACUUAUGCUACAAUCAUUAGGAGUCAAAAAUAUUGUAGCCAUUGAUCCUUAUACUAUGCUAGCAUUUAAAAAAAGAACAGGAUAAGAAUGUCUACCUAUUUCUUUUGAAUAAAUUGCUGAUGGAUAAAUACAAGACCAUUAAUAUUCAUUAAUUAUUUGUAGUUAUGCUAUGCAUUUAGCUGAUGAUUCUUUAUUGCCAGGUUUAUGCAUUCAAUUAGCCAUGAUUUCUAAACACAUGAUUAUACUUUCUCCUCAUAAAAGACCUAUUAUUAAAUGGGGUUGGAAUUAAAAUCAUGAAAUUAUUAAAGAUAAGAUUCAUGCUCGUUUCUACACUUCAACAUAUUUAUGA